This is a messenger RNA of Fusarium musae, 1008 nucleotides long. RefSeq lists its product as uncharacterized. The coding region runs from base 1 to 1008 and encodes 335 amino acids. Gene Ontology annotation, biological process: mitochondrial proton-transporting ATP synthase complex assembly. Gene Ontology annotation, cellular component: mitochondrion. The record is from RefSeq and is a predicted model, not a curated record. The transcript has a single exon. Lineage: Eukaryota; Fungi; Ascomycota; Sordariomycetes; Hypocreales; Nectriaceae.
AUGGCCUCACUACGAAUUCCUGCCCUUCGCCGGCUUGUAGCCGCUCCCAUACGCACCACCCGAGCUAUCAACCAGCGACGAUGGGCUCAAGUUCACGAUAUUCGCUUCCUCGCAACAACCCAACCUUCGCAAGCCGUCGUCGAGAAAUACAAAGAGAAACUGAACCAGAAGGCUCAGAAAGAGGGCCUCCAGAGCAUUGACCAGCUCAAGGCAGCUUACGCUGACAAAAUCGAUGCUGAGCGUCGAAAGAGUGGUAUUGAGAUUCCAGUUGGAACAAUUCCUCAAGCACCCGAAACACCAGUUGUUCAACCCAACGCCGACGACCCCCCUGGACAAGACGAGCCCACCAAAGACCCUCGCGAUCCUCCUACCACUCCUCCCCAAUAUCCUCCAGCCGGCUCAGAUAAGCCUGCUAUCAAGACUCUAAAUGACAUCAUUGACCUCCCCAAGGCACGGGAGCUUCCAGAAAAGGAGCUUACAGCUAUCUGGCGUCUACGACAUGCCUCAUCUGAGCAGAACCUCUGUGCUGUAAUCCCGAUGUCUACAUACAAGGCUAUGGAGGACGCUGCACGAGCAGCCCCUCAAUUCGUCCUUCCGGUGCCUCAUCCCGCCCAAGGCGCAGAGAUUCACUUCCUGCAGUGGACCUUUGAUGCCGCGUCCAAAACUAGCACUGUUCUGUUCACCCAGCUUGCUGAAUACAAGAACCGAGGCGAGUUUGCACAGCCUCACACUACCAUCACACACCACCUCGACCUUGCCGAUGAGCGAGGUCUGGUUUUGAUGCAGGGCCAGGUCCUGCCUGACCGAGGUGUUACACCAGAGAACGCCAAGUGGCUUCUCAUGUCUCUACAGCGAUUCUAUGGUGGUUGGGAUGGUGAGGAAGUCGAGCUGACUGGUGAGCGUAAGGAUAGGGCUGAGGAGCGAAAGAAGCUGCUGAACUGGUUCGCAGCUGGCGACUCGAGAUUCAGCGUUGAUAAGCUGCUGGAGGAGGCUGAGCGCAUGGGUUAA